GCGCCUAUAGAGAUGCACAGUCACACAUCUGUCCCCAGCGCAGCCCCGGCCCCCCCGCAGCCGCGCUCGGAAGUGCGGCCGUGACGCCUCCCCACGCGGGGCCGCUUCCGCUCCCACCCGCGGCGGCGGCGGCGGCCCGAGCCCGGGGCGCGGCAGGAGACCAGCGAGAUGUUUGCCUUCUGCGUGCCCGGCGCCGCGGCGAACGCCCCGUUUCGGCAGGGCCAGGGGGACCCGGCGCUGGGCACGGCCGUGCCGGGGGCCGGCUGCGGGCAGGACUCCAACUCCAACUUCGUGGGAGAGGUGUGUGACAGCAACGAGAACUGGAGCCGGGCAGCGCCGGGGACCCCGCUGGAGGAGAGCUCCAGCCGGAGCGAAAACACCGCAAAUCCGUCCGAUAAUCUGCUGUUAUUAACGCAGAGACAGAUGGUCCAGGGCCGGCUUAGGGACACCGCCCCAAGCCUGGGCACUGUGCGGCCGUGUCUCCCCGAGCCGGGGGUGCGCAGCCCCCCCGAGGGAGCGGAGGUCGGCGGGGCGGGAGGCCAAAACGCCACCGAGGAGCCAGGAGGGGGAUGCGGCGAGGCCCCGAGCUCCCCCGUGGAGGACAACGGCUACGCCAGCAGCUCCCUCAGCAUCGACAGCCCCGACAGUGCCUGCGGCAGCACCUGGGACCCUCCCGCCACUGCCCCCCGCCCAGGGACCCCACCCCAGGUAGGGGCGGCUGAGCCCGGGACCCUGUUCCCAGCACUGGCGGAGGCCGUUCAGCACCUCCAGGACAAGGAGCGCUUCAAGGAGCGGGAGAAGGAGAAGCACCACAUCCAGCUGGUGAUGUACCGGCGCCUGGCCCUGCUGCGCUGGAUCCACGGCCUCCAGCAGAAAGUCGUGGACCAGCAGAACCGGCUGCAGGAGAGUUUUGACACCAUCCUGGACAACCGCAAGGAGCUCAUCCGCUGUAUGCAGCACGGCCCGGCAUGUCCCGCCGGCGCGGCUGCCCCCAGUCCCUAAGGUGCCCCCAGGGCCGGUGCGGGGCCGGUCAGCAGCAUCUCUGUGCUGCACGCUGGUGCUGAGCGCUCGCUGGGCGCCUGCUGCCCGCCCUGUCCUUCCCGUCUCUCUCCAACUUAGCCAAGAGUCCCCAAAGCAUCAUCUUGAUUUUCCCUCUGCAUGGGAGUUAAUUUUUCUCCUGCACCAUGUCCCACCGGUCUUGGGACUGUGGUGUCGGGCUGGGUAGACAUCAGGACCUUGGGGUUUGCUGAGCCUGGGAUGACGAGGCUCAUCUUUUAAAUCUAAUUGAUCUCCUUUGUGUGAGGCUGUGGCGGGACAGGCUCUGAGCUCCCUGUGGGCCUCGGGGCAGCAAAGCUUUAAAUGUACCUUGGCAAAGCACUUCAGUGUGUCCUGGGGCACAGACACAAGCCCACCUCACCCCCACAUCCCCACCCGUGUGCCCGUUCGGAAACAACCCAGCCACCCUUAAACAUUGCUGGUGCUUUCGGUGGGACCAAGGUGUCCGGAGCCGCUUUUGGGUUCACGGCCUAAUGAAGCACAUGUAGAAGCUUUGCAGAUAAGAUCUAAACUCAUGCAGAGCGAUGGGGAGAGAGAGGGAAAUAAAAAUCACUCUGAAAAGUGACCUCGGAAUGCUGAAGAGUGAAUUUAAGUGUCAACUGAUUUUAAUCCAAUAUAUAUAUUUAUUUUUUAGAUUCAGUAUUAGAGAAGAGUUAACUUAGGUUUUUCCUCGCAGCCAGUGUGUGUAUAUGCACAUCUGUCUGUUGCGGGAGAUGCUUUAACACGGUGCAUGAUCAGGAAGCUGCUUGCGAAGUCGUGCUGUUGGUGUUUGUAUUAAUUUAUCACUCGAAAGCAAAGAGAGUAUUUUUUUCUAAUCUGCAUUUUAUCCAGUGAGAACUGCAUACAGAAUACAAAGAGCAGUCAUCAAAUAGAGGUUAAAAAGGAGAUGCUGUGUUUGUUUGCUGUAUUUUACUAAGUGUUAGUAUGACAUGUAUGACUCUAUUUAAGUUGCUGAUGCAGAAGGAACAGCAGUGGGCUGGUUUCUCUGCCAGCCAAGGGCUCAGCCAGGAGGGGACCAAGGGGACCCAUCCUGCCCAGAGUCCUGGGGACACGGCUCACUGGAGGGGUCCUGCAGCACCCCCGAAAGCUGGUGCUGCUCUGGCUGCCGCCGCAUCCUGCUCAUUCAUGUCCAGCGCCUGCUGCCUGUUUUGUGUCCCAGACGUGUGAUCGUGGGCAUGUUGCGCACCUUAAUAAACGCUUUGGAGGUGA
Molecule: messenger RNA, 2265 nt
Organism: Columba livia (rock pigeon)
Lineage: Eukaryota; Metazoa; Chordata; Aves; Columbiformes; Columbidae
Gene: C26H1orf216
Product: chromosome 26 C1orf216 homolog
Exons: 2
Coding region: 169-1002 (277 amino acids)
Source: RefSeq, a predicted model, not a curated record